AUGAAUAUUUACAAUUAUCUCUUUAAGUUCAUCAUAGUAGGAGAUACAAGUAUGAUAAUCAUUAAUAUUUUAGGUGUUGGUAAAAGCUGUUUAUUGCUUUAAUUUACAGAUUCUAGAUUCAGAAACGAACAUGAUCCAACUAUUGGUGUAGAAUUUGGAGCAAGAAAUCUAAAAAUAAAUGAUAAAUAAAUCAAGUUAUAAGUUUGGGAUACUGUAUGAUAUUUCAUAAAUGUUUAGGCAGGAUAAGAAUCCUUUAAAUCAAUUACGCGAUCAUAUUAUAGAGGGUAUAGAAUGAAUUUCUAAUAUAGAUCAAUUGGUGGAAUUUUAGUCUUUGAUGUUACUAGUAGAAAAUCUUUUGAAAAUUUGUAAAAGUGGAAUUAAGAAAUUUAAGGAUAUGCUUGUGAUAAAAUAGAAAUGGUUAUAGUAGGAAAUAAGAUAGACUUAGAUGAAAGGUAUAAUUAAUAUUAAAUAUGCAAAGAAGAGAAGUUAAAACUGAAGAGGCUAAAAAUUAUGCCUAAAAAUAAGGUUUUACAUACUUUGAAACUUCAGCCAAGACAGGUGAAAAUGUUGAUAAUGUUUUUGAAACUAUGGCUAAUUAAGUAUUAAAGAAAAUUGAUAGUGGGGAAAUCGAUCCAACCUAAGAAGUACUCUGAAAAUGAUCGAUUUUAGGUUUAUGGAAUCAAGAUUGGAUCUAUUGGUAUCAAAAAGAAAAAUGAUUUUGUUUAAACAAGAGAUUAACCAAAACCUCAAAUCGUUACAACCAAUUAGACUUAGUAAAAUGAAUAGAAAAAUAGUUGUUGUUGA
Paramecium sonneborni is the source of this 804-nucleotide messenger RNA. Lineage: Eukaryota; Ciliophora; Oligohymenophorea; Peniculida; Parameciidae. The record is from the annotation of a GenBank genome assembly.